UAAAAACAUAUUCCCUCCCUGGUUUGAUUAAAUCCCACACACUAGUAGAUAUUUUGCACUACAGAGGACCAAGUAUAGUACAGUCUAGACCUCUCUUGCCCUAUGGAUGGUAAAAAAUUAUCUACAAAUGUCUACAUUGUGCCUUGUGGGAAUCAAGACAUUUAGUCACACAACAAGGGGCAGCAGCUAAAGCCUACAACUUCCUCUUUUUCUGCUGAGAGUAUCAGAAAAAGUUUUGAAUGGAAAAUCUAUUUUAAAAUACAUUGAAUGUUGAAGGAUUUUAUAGUUUCCAAUGGUGUACAAUUUUGGAAGAAUAACACAUUGCCAACAUUCAUCUGGAGAAUGAUGUCAGGAGCAUGUAUGGCUGGUUUAGUCGAUUCUUAGUAAAACCUAAAAAAGAUUCUGCACAGAGCAGCUCUUCUCCACAUGUACCGGUAGCAAGAAGCUCUGUCAGGACUCCAUCUCCUUCUGUCAAUGGUGCCUUAUCAUUGGCUCCCAACUCAAGUCCUACCUUACCACCUGUUUUGAGUUCCACUAUUCGCUGGAGCCAGACAUACGACGUGUGCGUCUGCCAUAGUCCUGAUGACACUGAAGAAGCCAUUUGUCUGGUUUCUUACCUGGAGAACACAUCCUGUGGCCUGCGCUGUUUUCUGCGACCACGUGACGCAGAAUUGGGUGGUGCCAUCUCUUCUGAGAUAUGCCACGCUGUGCAGAACAGCCAUUGCCUGGCCCUUCUCAUCACCCCUAAUUUUCUGCUGGAUGACUGGUGCAAGUAUAUGAUGCAUCAGGCCCUGUCUGAGGGCCCCAUGUCCAAUCGGAUCAUUCCCCUGGUCCUUAACCUGUCUUACUCUCAGUACCCACAUGAGCUACGUUUUUACUACUAUAAAGACCUGAGUAAAAAUCCAGAGCAAGGCUACACACAGGUGUACAAAACAGUGCUAAAGUACUUGGAGGACAUGGUUGCAAAAAGCUGCAGAUGAAGUUAAAUGCAACAUGAACAGUACCAGCAACAACAUGGAACAGACAUUGUUUCCCCCAAGGACAGAACUGUUGUCAAACUUUGGGUAUUCAGCAAGUUUCCUGUCACUUUAACGGGACUGUUCUACAUUGAAUAAAGUGUAGACAUUAAUUUAGGGAGAUUGCCUAAAUGCACUGUGAUGGUUAGUAAAAUUCUUUACACUGAGUUUCAUCUCAGCAGAUUGUCGGUAUUAAUACAUGUUUAGACGUGAGGUAUUACUACACACCAGUGUCAUGCAUAUUGUUUUUCAAUUUCAGUAAUCAAUAUAAGUAGUCAGUUACUUACAUUAAGAAAGUUGAUACUUUUGUUACUUUAACAAAAUCCGCUUUACUAUGACAAUCCCUCCCCUAAGGCAAUCCCUCCCUUAGGCCAUGAUGUUCAGGCUCCCACUGUUUCUGCAUACAAAGGUUAUGGGAGGUGCUGCAUGGUGGCUGUAGCUAAAUAGCUGGCGAGCUGGCAGAGACAAUAUAAUUUACUGUGGGAGUAGUUACAUUAUUUUUAACUGGUAGAAGUUGAAUGGUUUUAUUUAUUUAACUUUGAAGAAAUAUAGAUGUCCAGCAAAGGUCAGUGCAGUGCCACUAGAGGGUCAUGGGUGGAUAUGGGGCAGGGCUGCCUUGUCUCAAUGCCUUCUAGUGACUAUUUGUGGUUGUUGGGCACGAGCAAGCUAUAUUGUGAUUGCUGGCCAGUGAAUGUUUUAGUGAAGUAAGAAGACUCCUAACAUGUAAAUGACUAACCAAAACCUUAAACUGACCCUUACCUUAAUCUUAACCAAACCCUGACCCCAAGCUUAUCAAGAGCAACUUAAUAGAAUAGUAUUGAACACAUGCAUUUUCAUACCGGAAACCACCAGAAUAAUUUAAUUUGAGCUUAGAAUAUUUAAUUGCCAUUUUAUCAAAACUUCAUUAAUAUGAUGUCAUAACUGUCAUGGUACGGUGAGCAGCAGCGCCACCGUUCCCUACACCCUCAGUUCCCAUCACUUAUGAACACAUCCCAGACUUGUUUUCUGUCACGUCUUUAAUCACGCACACCAGGUCCCUAUCACACCAUUUGUAAGUGUUUAAAUGUUUCCCCUCUGCUCCCUGCAUUUGUGGAUAAUUUUUAUUGUUGGAUGGUGUUGUGUGUGUUGCCGUUUGAACGUAAGUUUCUUUAGAGCCGUUGUGUACUGUUGUGUACAGCCCUUUUCUUUCAUUGUGUUUUGUUUGUGCUCGGUGUUUGUUUGUUUAAUUAAAGAACUACACCAACUACCUCUGCCUGCACCUGGUUCCUUGAUUCCGCAACACCGUACUACUGACAAUAACAGCUUUUGUCGUCAUUUUUUUGGAAUUUGUAUUUUGUUUGUUAUAAAAAGAAGCUGUUAUUGUAUUCAAACUGAUGCUU
Messenger RNA from Esox lucius (northern pike), 2395 nucleotides. It is a transcript of the gene tirap, whose product is annotated as toll-interleukin 1 receptor (TIR) domain containing adaptor protein. The transcript has 4 exons. Lineage: Eukaryota; Metazoa; Chordata; Actinopteri; Esociformes; Esocidae. The coding region runs from base 357 to 980 and encodes 207 amino acids. Gene Ontology annotation, biological process: signal transduction. The record is from RefSeq and is a predicted model, not a curated record.